Molecule: messenger RNA, 960 nt
Organism: Pipistrellus nathusii (Nathusius's pipistrelle)
Lineage: Eukaryota; Metazoa; Chordata; Mammalia; Chiroptera; Vespertilionidae
Source: the annotation of a GenBank genome assembly
AUGGGUCAGGGGCUGUGGAGAGUGGCCAGAAACCAGCAGCUACAGCAGGAAGGCUACAGUGAACAAGGCUACCUCAGCAGAGAGCAGACCAGGAGGAUGGCUGCCAGCAGCAUUUCUAACGGCAGUCAUCGUAAACAAGUCCAGGGAGGCAUUGAUAUAUAUCAUCUCUUGAAGGCGAGGAAAUCUAAAGAACAAGAAGGAUUCAUUAAUUUGGAAAUGUUGCCUCCUGAGCUAAGCUUUACCAUCUUGUCCUACCUGAAUGCAACCGACCUCUGCUUAGCUUCAUGUGUUUGGCAGGACCUCGCUAAUGAUGAACUUCUGUGGCAAGGGUUGUGUAAGUCCACUUGGGGUCACUGUUCCAUAUACAAUAAGAACCCACCUAUAGGAUUUUCUUUUAGAAAAUUAUAUAUGCAGCUGGAUGAAGGCAGCCUCACCUUUAAUGCCAAUCCUGAUGAGGGAGUGAACUACUUUAUGUCCAAGGGUAUCCUAGACGAUUCACCAAAGGAAAUAGCAAAGUUUAUCUUCUGUACAAGAACACUAAAUUGGAAAAAGCUGAGAAUCUAUCUUGAUGAAAGGAGAGAUGUCUUGGAUGACCUUGUAACACUGCAUAAUUUUAGAAAUCAAUUCUUGCCCAAUGCACUGAGAGAAUUUUUUCGUCACAUCCAUGCCCCUGAAGAGCGUGGGGAAUAUCUUGAAACUCUUAUAACAAAGUUCUCACACAGAUUCUGUGCUUGUAACCCUGACUUAAUGAGAGAACUUGGCCUUAGUCCUGAUGCUGUCUAUGUACUGUGCUACUCUUUGAUCCUACUUUCCAUUGACCUCACUAGCCCUCACGUGAAGAAUAAAAUGUCAAAACGAGAAUUUAUUCGAAAUACUCGUCGGGCUGCUCAAAAUAUUAGUGAAGAUUUUGUAGGGCACCUUUAUGACAACAUCUACCUUAUUGGCCAUGUGGCUGCCUAA